Molecule: messenger RNA, 793 nt
Organism: Colletes gigas
Lineage: Eukaryota; Metazoa; Arthropoda; Insecta; Hymenoptera; Colletidae
Gene: Arpc3A
Product: actin-related protein 2/3 complex subunit 3-like
Exons: 4
Coding region: 124-657 (177 amino acids)
Biological process (GO): Arp2/3 complex-mediated actin nucleation; regulation of actin filament polymerization
Cellular component (GO): Arp2/3 protein complex; cytoskeleton
Molecular function (GO): actin filament binding
Source: RefSeq, a predicted model, not a curated record
CUAUAACCGAAGGCGGUAAUGUUGACGCAUUGAUGUGUUCUCUCGGUUGACAACGUUGUUUUGACAAGACACGCCUAAGAAUUUAUUGUUGUAAAUAAUAUUCUUUAAAAUUAGUUUGUCGAUAUGCCUGCGUAUCACUCUAGUUUUGUAGGAAAUAAUGGAAACAUCGGUAAUAUGGCGCUUCUACCUAUUAGAACAAACGUCAGAGGUCCUGCGCCUCCUUUCACUAGCAAAGACCAAGAUAUAAUUGACGAAGCGUUAUACUUCUUCAAGGCAAAUGUAUUCUUUAGAACAUAUGAAAUUAAGAGCGAAGCUGAUAGAGUUUUAAUUUAUAUUACAUUGUACAUAACCGAAUGUUUAAAAAGACUGCAAAAGUGUGCAACACAAGCGCAAGCAACGAACGAAAUGUAUUCUCUCGCCAAAUCGAAGUUCGAUGUACCCGGCGAUCCGGGAUUCCCUUUGAAUUCUGUAUAUGCCAAACCAUCUAAUCCCAUAGAAGCUGAUACUAUGAGACAGUAUUUACAACAAAUAAGGCAAGAAACCGGAAACAGACUCGUAGAGAAGGUAUACGGAGAGGAUGGAAAGCCAAGUAAAUGGUGGCUCUGUUUCGCGAAAAAGAAGUUUAUGGACAUUUCUUUAUCCGGUCCUGGACAGUAAAAUAUAUGUUUUUUAAUUUCACAUUUGAAUGUAUGCGACGGUUAAUUACAGAAAUCAAAUAUGGAAAAUACAUGAGUUUUGACUUCCCACAAAUCAUAAGAAAUUAAAAAAUUUUUAACUUUGAAUAGUAAUUACA